AUGGCAGAACCAGCUGCGAAGCGGUCUCGGCGACUAUCAGAGUUAGAAGAUGACUACAUUCGAACCAUCGAACUGGAUUUGAGAAAUUACGGAGAGUCUGCGAAGUGGCUGAGAGGUCUCUCGCCGAAAGAACUCCUGAUGAUAUUCGAAAUUGGCCUUAAAAUAAGAGAAUCUACCAUGUUGACUGUGGAUGUCAGCCAAAGCUUCUUGAAGAAAGAGCUCUCUUCACAAAUGCAACCGGUCAAAAGCACUUUAGAGAGCAUUGAAAAAGAAGUGAAGAAUCAACUGCGUGAAAUGCAAGAAAAUGUCGGUCGAGAUGUCGCUGAGAAAGUGAAACAAAUGUCGACUGAUGUGGAAGCCUUCAAAGGCGAUUUAAGGAAGGAUAUUGGAACCAUCCAGAGAGAAUUGGUAUCCCGAGUGAAUACUGUUGUGGAAAACGUUCCGCCGCUAAACAAAGUAACUGAAUGCGUAGAGAAGUCCGAACGAAAGCUAAAUGAAACCAUUCAUAGGGAUAUCAAACCCGUCAUAGAUAAUUGCAAAAUGCAACUAGUAGAAAUGUCGACCUCGCUGAAACGGUCUUCGCACAUUAUUGGCUCUGUUGGUCAAAAACUGGUAAUAAAUCUUCUCAGAGAGCAAUUUGGUAACUUCCAUGUGAGGGAUAUAUCAAAAGAGCCAAGAAAGGGUGAUAUAUUGAUGGAAUCGCCGCGGCAGCAUAAAUUUAUGAUUGAAGUGAAAAACCGUGAGAGUAGCAACGUGCCCCAAUCCGAAAUAGAUCGCUUCAAAAGUAAUCUCGCGAGCUCUCCUGAUGUUAGAGUAGGGGUUCUUCUAUCAAUGAAAAGCGGAAUCGCCAACAAAGUGUCGCAUGGAAAGUUUCAGAUCAUAUUUAACGAGAAUCAGUACCAAAUUUAUGUGCCGAAUGCGGGUGAGGAUGAAGCAAUGAUAACUUGGAGUGUGUUGAUGGCCGACGAGUUGGCCCAGUCAAUGCAGGGAGACCUUGGUACUAGCCAAAUUCAAAAGCUUGAGGAGCUAUACAAAGAAUUUCAAGAAACCAAAGACCACGAAAAGACUUGUCGGGACAACCUGGAUUCCCUCGAAAGGGCGGCAAAAAAUUUGAGAGAGAGUAUGAAUUUUAUUCUUAAUGGUAUCGACAAAACAAGGAAAAAAAUGAAAAGGUUAAUCGAUUCUGAUGCACCUGUCGUAGGUAAAAACAUCGCUACUGUACAGCUAGACUGA
Porites evermanni is the source of this 1233-nucleotide messenger RNA. NCBI's taxonomy places the organism in Eukaryota, Metazoa, Cnidaria, Anthozoa, Scleractinia, Poritidae. The record is from the annotation of a GenBank genome assembly.